ACGUUCGCGAGAUCCGCAUCUGAAAGGAAAUUACUAUAGUGAUAGUGCAGUGCGAACGAUUCCUAGGAAAUCGGAUAUGAAAAUACGGUGAAUCGAAUACGAUAUUCGGAACGAUUCGCGGCCGAGUUCGGAGCGCGCCGUCGGGAGUUUCUCGGCGCAGCCGCUCGCGCGAAAGGGGGCGGCAGUAUCGUUUCAACCGUCGGUCCGUGCGGUCGCUUUUGCGGCGUAGUCUGUGAUUUUUUUAGUGUAGCUCCAGAUAAUCCAAGUUAAUCUACAAUGGCUGACCAGCUAACAGAAGAACAGAUCGCCGAGUUCAAGGAGGCGUUCUCACUGUUCGACAAGGAUGGCGACGGCACCAUCACGACCAAAGAGCUCGGCACGGUCAUGCGCUCCCUAGGACAGAACCCCACAGAAGCCGAGUUACAAGACAUGAUCAACGAGGUCGACGCGGACGGCAACGGCACGAUAGACUUCCCCGAGUUCCUCACAAUGAUGGCUCGCAAGAUGAAAGACACGGACAGCGAGGAGGAGAUCCGCGAGGCGUUCCGCGUGUUCGACAAGGACGGCAACGGGUUCAUAUCCGCGGCCGAGCUGCGCCACGUCAUGACCAACCUCGGCGAGAAGCUCACCGACGAGGAGGUGGACGAGAUGAUCCGCGAGGCCGACAUCGACGGCGACGGACAGGUCAAUUACGAGGAAUUCGUCACCAUGAUGACGUCGAAGUGAGCCGCCGGCUAGUGUGUGUGUAAAAAGCAGAGAAUUCAAAUAUACAUUUUGUUUCAUGACACACAAUAUUACCAUCGUAUCGGACCUGCAUUUCUCUAGUGUUUGCGAUAAAUUUAAUAAUUGACAUCGUUUCAGUCGAAUGUUAUUUAACGCAGGCGCGGCGCGCCGGCGCCUCCGCCUCCUCUUUAUUUAGAUUUUAAACUAUUCCGUUAAUUUUACUAUGUAAGAAACAAUUUUAACUGUAGCGGUACAAAGGGAAACGAAUAGGUGUGAAACGUCGCAAUGUGAUGGUAGCGGCGGCUGCGUGCAGCGUGUGGCUCGCGUGUGGCGUGCGUGCGGCGUGCCUGUCGCGUGCGUGCGGCGUGCCUGUCGCGUGCCAGCGGCGUGCGGCUCGCGUGCACGCCGGCCGCCGCGUGCGUGCCUGCUGCGUGCUUGUUGCGGCCGGCUGUGUCGCCGCACCCGAUACAUUUUAAUGUCAUUUUUUUUUUCAAGUAUGAGAUAUUUAUAAAGUACGUGAUGAAUAAAAACUUUAAAAAAAUCCCAAAAAAAUAUACUAUACUGUGCCCGUAAGUCCGUAGCGGCGAGCGCUCGGCUCCCUGUGCGUUCGCGAUCAUAAUAAAUGUUUAAAUUUAACUAACUCGGUAAACGAAAUUAGAUUUAUUGGUACUGCAUUUGUAACUGUAAAUGACUUGAUAAAUAUUAUAUUUCUAUUGUUGGUGAAACUUAUUCUAUCGAAAUGGAAACUCCGCUCUGUUAUCCUAUCGACACACUUGAUUCAUUCUGUUAUUAAAUUACUUAUACAAAAGACAUACUGAAAAUAAAUGUUUCUUCAUUUUUAGGUCAAUAAG
This is a messenger RNA of Cydia splendana, 1574 nucleotides long. Its product is annotated as calmodulin. NCBI's taxonomy places the organism in Eukaryota, Metazoa, Arthropoda, Insecta, Lepidoptera, Tortricidae. The coding region runs from base 277 to 726 and encodes 149 amino acids. The transcript has 4 exons. Gene Ontology annotation, molecular function: enzyme regulator activity; calcium ion binding. The record is from RefSeq and is a predicted model, not a curated record.